CUGGCAGGGUGUAGCCUGCUCGGGUCCAACUCUUUUCCUUCCCAAACUUUUUUUGGGGUUGUUUCCAUGGCGGUGGUCACAAUCCCGUAAGGAAAGAAAGAAGUGGAUGUUCACAGGAGAGAAAGUAGAAAGCGGCACACAAGUUCAAGAAAGUAGAGCCGCUUUUUUUCUGCACAGAAGGAGCGACCGAGCAGCAGCACCGGCGCGUCCCGCAUGAUUUGAGCCCUCGGUCCGCGAGCUCGGUAGCUGAAGAGUUACCGCAACAACUUUUAUGGACGGAAACGCCUCGGUUAGGGGGGUUUCGGAGUUUUGCUUCUGCGCGCGGUGAGGACGACGGACACGAGCGACCCCCACCAUGCCCCGUUUGGCCCUCGUUCUGGGCGCGCUGACUCUGACUUUGUGGGCGACGUGCAGCCGCGGAGCCAUGGACGAGUGCGCGGACGAGUCCGGGCGGCCUCAGCGCUGCAUGCCCGAGUUCGUGAACGCCGCCUUUAACGUGACCGUGGUGGCCACGAACACCUGCGGCUCUCCGCCCGAGGAGUACUGCGUGCAGACCGGCGUGACCGGAGUCACCAAGUCCUGCCACAUCUGCGACGCCCGGGACCCGAGGCAGCAUCACAGCGCGGUCUACCUCACCGACUACAACACCCAGGCGGACACCACCUGGUGGCAAAGUCAGACCAUGCUAGCGGGCAUCCAGUACCCCAACUCCAUCAACCUCACCCUUCAUCUGGGCAAGGCCUUUGACAUCACCUACGUGCGUCUUAAGUUCCACACCAGCCGCCCAGAGAGCUUUGCCAUCUACAAGCGUACCAGCGAGGAUGGUCCCUGGAUCCCAUACCAGUACUACAGCGGCUCAUGUGAGAAAACCUACAGCAAGGUGAACCGUGGCUUCAUCCGCACUGGAGAGGAUGAACAGCAGGCGCUUUGCACAGACGAGUUCAGCGACAUCUCACCACUUACCGGAGGAAACGUGGCCUUCUCCACACUCGAGGGUCGGCCAAGCGCAUACAACUUCGACAACAGCCCUGUGCUGCAGGACUGGGUGACUGCAACAGACAUCCGAGUGACCCUCAACAGGCUGAACACAUUCGGAGAUGAAGUCUUCAAUGAUCCGAAAGUCCUCAAGUCCUACUAUUAUGCCAUCUCUGAUUUUGCUGUGGGAGGAAGGUGCAAGUGUAACGGCCAUGCCAGCGAGUGCGUGAAGAACGAGUACAAUAAGCUGGUGUGUAACUGCAAACACAACACGGAAGGUGAUGACUGCAGUGUGUGCAAGCCCUUCUAUAACGACCGUCCCUGGAGAAGAGCCACGGCCGACAACGCCAACGAGUGCCUGCCAUGCAACUGCAACGGGAAGAGCGCAGAGUGCUACUUCGACCAAGAGCUGUACCGCAACACUGGUCAUGGAGGCCACUGCCGGAACUGCGCCGACAACACGGACGGGCCCAACUGCGACCGCUGUCUGGACAAUUACUAUAGAGACGCAUCGGGCCAUCGCUGUCUGCCCUGCAGCUGCAACCCCGUGGGCUCUCUCAGCACACAGUGUGACAACUCUGGUCGCUGCAGCUGCAAACCAGGCGUGAUGGGAGACAAAUGUGACCGCUGCCAGCCUGGAUUCCACACACUGACACAGGCAGGCUGCAGGCCCUGCUCUUGUAACCCUGCUGGAAGCACACAGGAGUGCGACGUCAAUACUGGACGUUGCCAGUGCAAGGACAACGUAGACGGCUUCAGCUGUGACAGGUGUAAACUGGGCUACUUUAACCUGGACCCUCAGAAUCCUCAGGGUUGUACACCAUGCUUCUGUUACCUUCAUUCCACUGUGUGUGAAAGUGCGGAUGGCUACAGCAUACACACUAUCACCUCCACCUUCGACCGAGAUGAUGAAGGCUGGAAGGGCCAGCAGAGAGAUGGCUCCAGUGUGCCAGUGCAUUGGUCUGCAAGCUCUCAGGAAAUCUCGCUCAUCUCAGAUGACUACUUCCCCAUGUACUUUGUGGCCCCAGCAAAAUUUCUUGGUAACCACUUGCUGAGCUAUGGUCAGAACCUCACACUGAACUUCCGAGUGGAGAGACGUGAUACUCGUCUUUCAGCUGAGGAUGUGGUGUUGGAAGGGGCAGGGUCCCGUGUCGCUGUACCCCUCAUCGCCCAGGGAAACACUUAUCCUGGAGAGCAAAUGCAGACUUUUGUAUUCAGGCUCCAUCAAACUACAGACUAUUCUUGGAAACCAGUACUGAGACAUGGAGAGUUUCAGAAGCUUCUCCACAACCUUACUUCCAUCAUGAUCCGUGGCACCUACAGUGAGAGAAGUGCUGGUUACUUGGAUAAUGCGUCCUUGGUGACUGCCCGACGGGGUCCCGGAACUCCAGCACGCUGGGUGGAGAAGUGUACGUGUCCUCAGGGCUAUGUGGGUCAGCACUGUGGCCAGUGUGCUGUAGGAUACAGGAGGAGUAACCCAGAGCUGGGCCAGUACAGCCCCUGUGAGCCCUGCAAUUGCAAUGGCCACAGUGAUACUUGUGACUCUGUAACAGGAAUGUGUAACUGCCAGCACAAUACAGCUGGGAUGAGCUGCGAGAGGUGUAAGGAUGGUUAUUAUGGCGACGCUACUGUAGGGUCAUCGUCUGACUGUAAGCCCUGCCCAUGUCCUUCAGGGGCCACCUGUGCAAUUGUACCCAAAACGAAAGAGGUGGUGUGCACCAACUGCCCAACAGGCACUACAGGCAAACGCUGCGAGCUGUGUGAUGAUGGUUUCUUCGGUGACCCGCUGGGCACAAGCGGCCCAGUCAGGGCCUGCCGGGCGUGUAAAUGCAGUGACAACAUCGACCCUAAUGCCGUGGGCAACUGUGACCGAGAGACAGGCGAAUGCCUCAAGUGCAUCUACAACACAGACGGAUUCUUCUGUGACCGCUGUAAAGAAGGUUUCUACGGCAACGCCCUGGCCACCAACCCAGCUGACAAAUGCAAACCUUGUUCCUGCUCUCCAUACGGCACUGUGGACCGACAGACCACCUGUAUGCAGGUGACGGGCCAAUGCCAGUGUUUGCCCCACGUCACCAACCGAGACUGCAGCGCCUGCGAGCCCGGCUUCUACAACCUGCAGAGUGGCAAUGGCUGUGAACGGUGCAACUGUAACCCUAUCGGCUCCACUAACGGCCACUGUGACAUUGCAAGUGGGCAGUGUGAGUGUCAGCCUGGGGUCACUGGUCAACGCUGUGAGCGCUGCGAGGUCAACUUCUUCGGCUUCAGCUCCUCUGGAUGCAAACCCUGCGACUGUGACCCUGAGGGCUCACGGACAGCUCAGUGCAGAGAGGAUGGCCAUUGUGAGUGUCGUCCAGGCUUUGUGGGCAAUCGCUGUGAUAUGUGUGAGGAGAACUACUUCUAUAACCGUUCCACUCCUGGCUGCCAGCAGUGCCCCAACUGCUAUAGCCUUGUGAGGGACAAGGUGAACCAGCAGAGACAGAAGCUUCAUGAACUGCAGACCCUGAUCGACAACCUGGGCAGCCAGGAUACAGUGAGUGACAAGGCAUUCGAGGAUCGUCUGAAAGAAGCUGAGAAAGCCAUCAUGGAUUUACUGAGAGAGGCUCAAGCCAGCAAAGAUGUGGACAAAGGCCUUUUAGAUCGUCUUAAAGCCAUCAACAACACGCUGACGACCCAAUGGAACCGCCUGCAGAACAUCAGGAACACUGUGGACAACACUGGUACUCUGGCGGACAAAGCCCGCAACAGAGUGCGUGAGGCUGAGAAACUGAUUGACCGGGCCAGAGAGGAGCUGGACAAGGCCAAGGACGCCAUCAGCAAAGUGGAUAUCAAAACUCCCACGACCACUGGAGAUCCCAACAAUAUGACACUCCUUGCUGAAGAGGCUCGCAAUCUGGCAGAGAAGCAUAAGACGGAAGCUGACCAGAUUGAGAAAACUGCAAAAGAUGCCAACGACACCUCCACCAAGGCCUACAACUUGCUGAAGAAGACUUUAGAUGGCGAGAACAAAAUCAACAGUGACAUUGAUGAACUUAACAAGAAGUACAAUGAGGCGAAGGAUCUGGCAAAGAACCUGGAGAAACAAGCCAGUAAGGUGCAAGCUGAAGCAGAGGAGGCAGGAAACAAAGCACUGAAAAUCUAUGCCAACCUCACCAGCCUGCCACCCUUUGAUGUCAAAUCAUUAGAAGAUGAGGCCAAUAAGAUAAAGAAGGAGGCGUCAGACCUGGAUAAGCUUAUUGAUAAGACUGAGAAGGAGUACAAUGAUCUGAGAGACGACCUGAAGGGUAAAGAGAACGAGGUUCGCAAACUACUGGAGAAGGGGAAGACCGAGCAACAGACAGCUGAUCAGUUGCUGGCACGGGCAGAUGCAGCUAAGGCCCUGGCGGAGGAGGCAGCGAAGAAAGGGUUGUCCACAUACCAGGAGGCCCAGGACAUUCUCAACAACCUCCGAGAUUUUGAUAAGAGAGUGAAUGACAACAAGACUGCAGCCGAGGAGGCCAUGAAGCGUAUCCCAGAAAUCAAUGCAACCAUCAAUGCGGCCAACGAGAAGACCCGGCAGGCUGAGGGGGCGCUUGGCAAUGCAGCAGCUGACGCUAAAGAGGCCAAGACCAAAGCAGAGGAAGCAGAGAAAAUUGCCAGCAAUGUUCAGAAGGGUUCAGCUAAAACCAAGGUAGAUGCGGAGAAGGCCUUUGAAGACACUAUGAAACUGGAUAAAGAAGUGAACGACAUGAUGAAUCAGCUGGCAGCUGCAGAGAAAGAACUAGGGGCAAAGACAGAGGAAGCAAACCAGGACAUGAUGAUGGCUGGUAUGGCAUCCGACAAUGCGAAGAAAGCAGAGGAAAACGCCCGCAAAGCCAAAGACGCUGUCCGCACAGUACUCGGCACAAUCAACGAUUUGCUCAGCCAGCUAGGCAACAUCGAUAAGGUGGAUCUGAGCAAGCUGGACCAGAUCGACAACUCGCUGAAGGCAGCCAAGGAGAAAAUGGCUGGGAGUGAGCUGGAUAAGAAGCUUAAGGAGCUGAAUGACAUCGCCACGAGCCAGGAGAACAUGAUCAAAGACUAUGACAGGCAGAUUCGCGAGAUCCGUGCCGACAUUGACAACCUUAAUGACAUCAAGAGCACUCUCCCCGAGGGAUGCUUCAACACGCCGUCUCUAGAGCGGCCUUAACCUCACUCCUCCUCACACCAUGCCCCCCCUCUUCUCCUUGUCUGUGCCACACUUUUCGCCAUCUAACACUUGGGGCAGGAUGCCACCCUUUACCAAAACAGCUUUGUGUCUUUAUUGCAAAUCUAUGUUUUGUUUCGUUUUGGUUUUUUAAAGCUUUUGUUUUAUGAGAGAAGCCACAAUUUUCAGGCCAUUUCCACGUUUUACAAGAUGAUGAAA
Molecule: messenger RNA, 5359 nt
Organism: Colossoma macropomum (tambaqui)
Lineage: Eukaryota; Metazoa; Chordata; Actinopteri; Characiformes; Serrasalmidae
Gene: lamc1
Product: laminin, gamma 1
Exons: 28
Coding region: 356-5143 (1595 amino acids)
Source: RefSeq, a predicted model, not a curated record